Messenger RNA from Miscanthus lutarioriparius, 804 nucleotides. NCBI's taxonomy places the organism in Eukaryota, Viridiplantae, Streptophyta, Magnoliopsida, Poales, Poaceae. The record is from the annotation of a GenBank genome assembly.
AUGCGGCCGGGGUACGGAGACGCACGACAGCCGCUGCCGGGGCGGUACGGGCUGUACCACUUCGGCACCAGCGGCGCCGCCGUCGCCGCCGCCACCGUCGUCACCCAUCCGCUCGAUGUUAUCAAAGUCAGGCUUCAAAUGCAGCUUGCUGGGCAAAGAGGAAACUUAGUUGGAAUGGGAACAAUAUUUACACAAAUGGUUGAAGCGGAAGGGACUCGAUCACUCUACCUGGGACUUGCACCAGCGUUGACAAGAUCUGUUGUGUAUGGUGGCCUUCGGUUAGGAUUGUAUGAGCCCUGCAAGCAUGUCUGCAGUUAUGCAUUUGGUUCAACAAACUUUGCUUUUAAAUUUGCAUCUGGAGUCAUUGCUGGGGGCCUUGCAACUGCUUUAACAAAUCCCAUGGAGGUUUUGAAGGUGAGGUUGCAGAUGAGUAAAAUCAGUACCAGUACAACAGGAGAGAUGAGGAAAGUUUUAGCGCAUGAAGGGUUCAAAGCACUUUGGAAAGGAGUUGGCCCAGCAAUGGCAAGAGCAGGUUGCCUCACCGCAUCACAAAUGGCAACUUACGACGAGGCCAAGCAGGCCUUAAUGAAGUGGACACCACUUGAAGAAGGUUUCCAAUUACAUCUCAUCUCGAGUUGCAUAGCUGGAACAGCUGGUACUCUUGUGACUGCACCUGUAGACAUGAUCAAAACACGGUUAAUGCUGCAACGGGAGUCCAAAGGUGCCAGAGUAUACAGGAAUGGAUUCCAUUGUGCUUACCAGGUUGUGGUGACAGAGGGUGUGAAGUCACUUUAUAAAGGGUGA